UUUUUGUAGAAACUGUUAGACCUUUCUUAUCCUUUUGAGAAACAGCUACAUCGAUACAAAUCCUCAUUCCUCAAUCAAUUCAGAACAAUACCCUUCCGUCCGCGAAAACCAGCCAUUGCCUCCCUUCCUUGUUGACUCCAUGCAUGGCUUGGCUUGCCUUUCCAUCACACCCAACACGAGCCCACUACUUACUCAAUCGAAACCCCAAUCUUCCUCAAACCCCCUCAACAACACACCAAAACACUUUCCAAAACUCACAAACAAAGGCAACACCUCAAUCCAUCACCACAUCUCAGUUCUAUGCAAGGAUGUCAAAAUCCGCGAAGCAAUCGAAUCGCUUUACGAAUUGCAAUCCACACACGUGUACGUAGGACCUGACAUCUACGGAGAACUCCUCCAGGGAUGCGUGUAUGCAAGAGCCCUCGGGUUAGGUCUUCAAAUCCAUGGCCACGUCAUCAAAAAGGGUCCUUCCUUCGCUACAAACGAGUUCGUCGAGUCAAAGCUCGUCAUUCUUUACGCGAAAUGCGGCGUUGCUGACGUGGCAAUUCGCCUCUUUCGUAAUGUUAAGAACCAGAACCUCUUUUCUUGGGCCGCUAUUGUGGGCCUGCAAGCCCGAACGGGCCUUUCCCAUGAAGCGCUCUUUAGUUACGUCGAGAUGAUAGAGAACAGCUUUUGCCCCGACAACUUCGUUGUCCCCAAUGCUUUGAAGGCAUGUGGGGCCCUCCGAUGGGUUGGUUUCGGGAAAGGACUUCAUGGUUACAUUGUGAAAAUGAAUAACUUUCAUGAUUGUGUUUAUGUUGCGACUAGUCUUGCUGAUAUGUAUGGGAAGUGUGGGAUUUUGAAGGAUGCGGACAAGGUGUUUGAUGCUAUGCCUGAAAAGAACGUUAUUGCUUGGAACUCAAUGAUUACGGUUUAUGCACAAAACGGAAAGAAUGAGGAGGCUAUUAAGCUCUUUAGAAAUAUGAGAUUUCAGUGUGUUGAUCCUAGUCAGGUUACUUUGUCGGGUUUUUUUUCAACUUGUGCUAAUUUGGAAGCAAUCAUGGAAGGAAAACAAGGGCAUGCUCUUGCUGUUUUAAUGGGCUUGGAGUUAGGUAACAUUUUAGGUAGCUCUAUUAUGAAUUUUUAUUCUAAGGUUGGUUUGAUUGAGGAGGUUGAAUUAGUUUUUAGAAAUAUCAUUGUGAAAGAUGCUGUGACAUGGAAUUUGAUGAUAUCCAGUUAUGUGCAGUUUGGAAUGUUUGAAAAGGCACUUGAGAUGUGUCAUUCGAUGAAGUAUGAAAGCUUGAGCUUUGACUGUGUGACAUUGUCUUCUUUAUUGGUUGUAGCUGCGGAUACAAGAGAUGUAGGACUUGGUAAGAAGGUGCAUGGGUUUUGUAUUAGGAAUGAGUUUGACUCUGACGUGGUUGUGUUGAGUGGCAUCGUAGAUAUGUAUGCGAAAUGUGGGAGAAUGGAUUGCGCAAGAAGAGUUUUUGGUUUUGCGGCGAAGAAAGAUAUUGUGUUGUGGAAUACAAUGUUGGCAGCUUGUGCGGAGAAGGGUCUGAUUGGGGAGGCUUUGAAAUUGUUUUUCCAAAUGCAACUGGAGAGCAUUCCCCCAAAUGUUGUUUCGUGGAAUUCUUUGAUAUUUGGUUUCUUUAGAAAUGGUCAGGUUGUUGAGGCUCAAAACAUGUUUUCGGAAAUGCAAUCAUCGGGCAUUAUGCCUAACUUGAUCACAUGGACUACUAUGAUAUCUGGUUUGGCUCAAAAUGGUCUUGGUUAUGAAGCUAAUAUGGUUUUUCGGCAAAUGCAGGAUGUGGGAAUGAGACCGAAUAGCAUAAGCAUAACUUCUGCACUCUCAGCAUGCACCGAUAUGGCAUUUUUAAAAUAUGGAAGGGCAAUUUAUGGGUAUGUUAUGAGGCAUUUCACGUCUGUUUCUUUUCAAAUUACAACCUCUAUUAUGGAUAUGUAUGCCAAAUGUGGAAAUUUAGACGAUGCCAAACGAGUUUUUGAUACGUGUUUAAUAAAGGAAUUGCCUGUGUACAAUGCAAUGAUAUCUGCUUAUGCCUCACAUGGUAAAUCUGCAGAAGCCCUUGCACUUUUCAGAGAAAUGGUGAAAGAAGGUAUAGUACCAGAUGACAUAACUUUUACUAGUGUCUUGUCAGCAUGCAGCCAUGGGAGAUUGCUGAAGGAGGGCUUAGAGCUUUUCAAAUAUAUGGUGUGUGAACUCCAAAUGAAACCAAGUGAGGAACACUUUGGUUGUUUAGUUAAACUCCUUGCUAACGAUGGCCAAUUAGAUGAAGCUCUUAGGAUUAUCUUCACACUUCCAAGCCCUCCAGAUGCACACAUAUUAGGAUCUCUACUUGCAGCCUGUGGUCAGAACCAUGAGAUUGAACUUGUAGAUUAUAUAGCAAAAUGGUUAUUGAAAUUGGAGCCAAAUAAUCCAGGGAAUUAUGUAGCUCUUUCAAAUGUCUAUGCAACUUUAGGAAAGUGGGAUAAGGUAUCAAACAUACGGAGCUUCAUGAAAGAAAAAGGCCUAAAGAAGAUUCCUGGAUGUAGCUGGAUUGAAGUUGGACAAGAACUUCAUGUGUUUAUUGCUAGCGACAGAUCACACCCUGAAAAAGAGGAGAUUUAUAUGAUACUGGAGUUAUUGGGAUUUGAAUUGUAUUAUGCAAAAUAUAACCCUAUGUACAGUUCUGCUUGUAAUACAAGAGACCUGAUUUCUUUGAAGGAAUUUCAUGCGUGACUAUUAGCAAAUGCAUCUGAAAGAAAUAAACUUAUAGGAAGUAUUUAUCAUCA
Molecule: messenger RNA, 2769 nt
Organism: Cicer arietinum (chickpea)
Lineage: Eukaryota; Viridiplantae; Streptophyta; Magnoliopsida; Fabales; Fabaceae
Product: pentatricopeptide repeat-containing protein At5g55740, chloroplastic
Biological process (GO): RNA modification
Molecular function (GO): protein binding; RNA binding
Source: RefSeq, a predicted model, not a curated record